Messenger RNA from Tarenaya hassleriana, 2309 nucleotides. RefSeq lists its product as uncharacterized. The transcript has a single exon. Gene Ontology annotation, molecular function: S-adenosylmethionine-dependent methyltransferase activity. Lineage: Eukaryota; Viridiplantae; Streptophyta; Magnoliopsida; Brassicales; Cleomaceae. The record is from RefSeq and is a predicted model, not a curated record. Bases 469 to 2016 code for a protein of 515 amino acids.
UAUAAAACCUAUGCCUGAUAUUGAAGCUUCGUCCGCGUGGGGAGAUCGUCACCGCGUUCGCCCCGCUUCUUAUCCCCUCUCUCUCUCGUAACCGUUGCUUUCUCACUCUAGAAUCCAUCCAUGAGUCUCCCUCUCUCCUCCGUGGUAUAGCCGCCGGAGAAACCCUCGCCGUCGCCUUUUUGGUUAUUGGAGCUUCACAGACCAUGCGUUCCUUUGCCAGUUUUGCCUUUAGCACUCCUCCGAUCUGCAACUUUUCCUCUUUUCCUCGAAUCCUAAUCGGAGCUAAUCACACAGCUGCCCGCUUUUGCUCCCGCUAAUCUCGUUCCACCUCCUUAGAUUCAGGGUCUCUCUCUCUCUUUUGGGUUGAAAAUUGAUCCAGUAAACGAACAUCGAGCUAUUCUUUCGUUCUUUCUUUUGUGGUUUGUUGUUGUUGCUGUUGCUGUAAAGGAGUUUCUACAGUGAGAUAUUAUGGAGCCUCCGACUGGGAAGACGAGCUUCUUACGGAAUAUCAUGGCGCGGGUUCUUCUAUUCGGCGUUGUGAUCAUCGUCGUUCGAUUUGCUUACGUCGUCACCAUCGCCGGAGAAUCAUGCAAUCGCGGGGACUUCUGUUUCUUUUCUCUCCCCGAGAAUCUCAACUUUGUCAUGGCCGGCGCCGAAGUCGGCGUUUCUGCUAUAGUCGGCAACGGCGCCGUCAGAUCUACGCCUGUCGGGUCCCCGGACCAUGAUCUGUACACCAGCAAGGAUUGGGUCAAGGCCGUUCAAUUUUACUCCUCCAUCUUUCAGGAUCUGAUUGCUGAUGGUUACCUCUCGCCGGAUUCGAAUUCGCUGUGUGUAGAAACAGCGGUUGGGCAAGAGGUUUUCGCCUUGAGGGAAAUCGGAGUAAAGGAUUCGGUCGGGAUUUCGAAGAAAGCAUCGCGGCCGCUGGUGAUAAGAGGCGAGGGACAUGCGAUACCCUUCGACGAUAACACAUUCGACUUUGUGUUCUCCGGUGGUGGUCGGCUCGAGAAGUCGCUGAAGCAGUUGGCUUUUGCGGAGGAGAUGGUCCGGACCCUGAAGCCCGAAGGGUUUGCGGUGGUUCAUGUGGGGGCUACAGAUACGUACAGUUUCAAUUCAUUCCUUGAUUUGUUUAAUUCUUGCAAACUAGUGAAGAUGCGUGAUUUAGAAGGUUUUGAUUCUUCGAUGCCUCAUAUAAGAGAAAUUGUUAUUCAGAAACAUGCCGAGAUGGGUGGUCAUCACCGGAAGAAUUCGUUUGAUAUUAGUUGUUCGGUUUCUGGGUACAAAAAAGAUUUGAUCCGAAAUGCAGAGCCACUUAUUACGGAGGAGCCUCUCAAGCCAUGGAUCACGCUGAAGAGGAACAUAAAGAACAUAAAGUAUCUUCCUUCCAUUGUAGAUAUAAGUUUCAAGAGUAGAUAUGUAUAUGUUGAUGUCGGUGCACGAAGUUAUGGGUCUAGCAUCGGAAGUUGGUUCCGCAAAGAGUACCCGAAGCAGAACAAAACCUUUGAUGUCUUUGCCAUAGAAGCAGACAAAACUUUCCAUGAAGAGUAUAAGGUGAAGAAAAAGGUUCAGCUGUUGCCAUAUGCAGCGUGGGUGAGGAAUGAGACGUUGACAUUUGAGAUUAAUCAUGACCCGGGGAAGGAAGUGAAAGCGAGAGGCAGGGGAAUGGGGAGAAUCCAGCCGGUUCAAUCCUCGUCAACCUCUGGAGAUGGUUUCAAUGGGGAGGUGGAUUUGAUUCAAGGUUUUGAUUUCGCGGAGUGGUUGAAGAGCGUGGUGAGAGAGAGAGACUUUGUCGUGAUGAAGAUGGACGUUGAAGGAACUGAAUUUGAUCUAAUACCAAGAUUGGUUGAGACCGGAGCAAUAUGUUUGAUUGAUGAGCUGUUUCUUGAAUGUCACUAUAACAGGUGGCAGAGAUGUUGUCCUGGUCAAAGGAGCACAAAGUACGAUAAGACUUAUGACCAAUGCCUGGAGCUCUUCACUUCUCUUAGACAAAGUGGAGUACUUGUUCACCAGUGGUGGUAAUGGUUGGACCUCGUAGUUAUGUUCUGGAUAACCUCCUUCGGCCAAUAGAUACCUGUAGUUCCUCCUUCAAAUACCAGAAAGAAAAUAUUGUAGGAUUCCAUUUACUGUAAGAGGGUCGGCUGGAAAUGAAAAUCUCAUUGGUUUCGCAUUCUCUUCUCAUAGCCUUCUUAUUGCCUGGGCAUGUAUGGUAGUGGUGUCUUGUUCCCUUGCUGUCUCUUCUGUAAUGAAGUUACGUGAUCUAGUUGUGUAAACGGAUCAGUUAUUAUCGGUCAAAUACCGUGUCAUUUCAGUUA